Molecule: messenger RNA, 2057 nt
Organism: Acanthoscelides obtectus
Lineage: Eukaryota; Metazoa; Arthropoda; Insecta; Coleoptera; Chrysomelidae
Source: the annotation of a GenBank genome assembly
AGAAUUAUCAGUUUGAAAUUCAACAAUGUCCUAACUUAAAUACCCUGCUAACACCGCCCUAAUUUUAUAUCAAACUUACACUCCUAGCUUUUCGUUGAUACCCGCCCAUGGGCAUAUUCCAGUAUUUAUCUGAAUUUCUCGAAUAGGCGUGGCAACGUCGCGUGUACUUGUCAUUCCUGUUUCCGUUGCCACUACAUUUUCUGCCUCGUGAGAUAAAGUAUUUGGCUUCAGUUGGUCGUGCGGCGACUGGUUCGUCAAGUUUUUAGUGAAGAAAUCUUCGCGAGUGUAGUGUGAUACGUACCUAUUUAUUUUAACAAACUUUAACGAAAAUGAGCUGGCAGGAUUACGUAGACAAACAGCUCUUAGCCUCGAGAUGCGUAACGAAGGCUGCGAUCUCCGGACACGAUGGAAACAUUUGGGCCAAAUCAGACGACUUCGACGUAACAAAAGAAGAAUUAGCAAAGUUAGCUCAGGGUUUUGAAAAACAAGACAUCCUGACGUCGUCAGGGGUAACCUUAGCUGGUAACAGAUACAUCUACCUAUCAGGCACAGACAGAGUCAUCAGGGCGAAACUGGGCAAAGUUGGUGUACAUUGCAUGAAAACGACACAAGCCGUGGUAGUAUCACUUUACGAAGAUCCAAUUCAACCUCAGCAAGCUGCAUCUGUGGUAGAAAAGUUAGGUGACUACUUAAUCACCUGCGGAUACUAGAGAUAGUGCGUGCCGCUGAAAGCAGCCAGUGCCUCGCGGCGAAAAAUAUUAUUAAAGUUGUAUUUUUUUCAAAUAAUAACAGCGAAACAGGCAAUGUGUAUACCGAGUGCAUCCAACAUUAAGUAUAUAAUUUUUUUAAACUGCAUAUAGGAAUAUAAUUUUUUUCAUUAAUUCAGUUUUUGUUUUUCUGCGUUGUGUUCAACAUUGAAUAAUCAUCUACCGAGUGCAUUAAGGUUAUGUCACGCUAUUUUAGGUGAAUUAACCUCAAUCGGUGGCAUUUCAAGCAAAUUUGCGCGCCAAAAUUCGUGAUGUAACCAAAUAAACUGCUAUUUUUUUUUACUGUGGUCUCAAUCUUCAUUGUUUUUAAGGUUAUAGGCUUAGUAGUAUAACUUAGGUUAUACAUACGUUUUUUGAAAAGACAUCGUGAUUUUUUUCAAAGAGCUUGUUUUUUUUUAAAUUGUCGAUUCGAAUAGAGGCAUUUCAUGUUUAGCUUUUUUCAUACCAUUGCUAUAUCUAUUUAACAACAAAGACGUUUGAUACUGAAAACUUACAGUUUAGGAUUUUUUAAUAAAAAAUCUAGUCCCGCAGUUUAUAUUUUUUCCUACCUUGUUCCCGAGUUGCCCUUGUUGUGUUUCGAAAAUGUAAGGUUACAAAAGCACAAACACCUUUAGUAGGUCCAGGGAUCCGCUUUUUAUAUUUCGAAAUUUGAUUUUAAUACGCUUCAAUAUGGAUAAUGCUAUAUUAAGAACGAUUGGUGUCGAGUCGAUUAUAGACCUUCAUGUAAUGAAAUUACCCUCAGCUGCUGUAGUCUGUCAACAAAAAAUUAAGUACGUUUUGAAAAUGUUCUGCAUUGCCUUUCAAAUAUUAUAGUUAAUAUAUUUUGGAAAUACACUUUUUGUUGAUAUAUUUAUUUUGGUUAGUGCAUGAAUGGUUUCAAUUAAGGUUUCAAAAAUUGUUCUUAUUUUUUCCUUCAGUGAUAGGCUACAGUAUCAUUAUUACACCCAGUGUAUGUCAUUAAUUUCAAAUUCUGACUUAGUUUUGUCAGUGUCUAUGUAAAUUAUCAUAUAAUAUUGGUAGACUGUAUCACACCAAUCAAAUAUUCGUCGGAGGCAAUUUAAGUUACUGGUAGAUUUCAAACUAAUCUACAGUUACUUCAAAUGUCCCUUUAUGCUAUAACAAUAUGUAUAAUGCAAAAAUGCUCAUGGUUCUUGUCUUUGUAUUGAGACAAAGUUUUUACCAUUUAAUUUGAAAAUCGAAAAGUAGCUUGUAAAGUUUUUCUGAUAUAAUUGCAAGGGAUAUUAUUGUGUAUCUGAAAGGAAAUCGUAAUAAAUUUGUAUUAUAUAAAAA